This is a messenger RNA of Trypanosoma theileri, 2328 nucleotides long. Its product is annotated as surface protease GP63. The coding region runs from base 1 to 2328 and encodes 775 amino acids. Gene Ontology annotation, molecular function: metalloendopeptidase activity. Lineage: Eukaryota; Euglenozoa; Kinetoplastea; Trypanosomatida; Trypanosomatidae. The record is from RefSeq and is a predicted model, not a curated record. Gene Ontology annotation, biological process: cell adhesion; proteolysis. The transcript has a single exon. Gene Ontology annotation, cellular component: cytoplasm; membrane.
AUGCGUUUUUUUUUGGUCUUGACUACAUUUGUGCUGUUGCUGCUAUUUCAGUGCGUCAGGAGUUCUUUGGCAGUAACGGAGUACCAUCAUUGUAUCCAUGACAAGAUUUCUGGUUUCUAUGAAGACCCUAAGUCCCGUAAAGAAGUAUCUCAUGAGGUUAAGGUAAUUGAAACGGAGAGUGGGAAUCAGGAGUUGCCUCAGAGGUCAGCGCCAAACAAGGAGUGGAACCCCAUCCGCAUUGAGGUUUUUACCCAUGAUUUGGAAAAGCAAGGACGAUACUGUGCUAAAAAGGGUGAAGAAGUCAAGAUUGAUGUUUUUAAUAGCAAACAUACAUGCACUGAGGAGGAUGUUUUGACACCUGAAAAGAAGAAUAUUCUUGUUAAUACGAUCCUCAAGGAAGCAGUAAAACUACAUUCUGACCGUCUGCGUGUGGAACGGUUGAAAGGUCCACUUGUUGUGCCAAAGUUCGGUGUCGGUACUAAAUGUGCUACGUUUACGGUGCCCGAUAAACACCACACUGAUGGUGUACCAGAUGUAGACAUGGUGUUGUAUGUUUCUGCUCGCCCAUCAAAGUAUUCGGGCUCAUUUGCGUGGGCACUAACAUGCGCCACGUUGGGAAAUGAAACUGCGCGUGGCCGUUCUGUGGUUGGUGUGAUGAAUUAUGCACCAAAGUAUAUUUUGGCCACGGCCCAGCGAGUCCGCGUUGCUGCACACGAGAUUGCACAUGUCCUUGGUUUCAGUGUGAGUGAGAUGGACAGACUUAAAAUGAUAAAGGAUCUGGGUGAAGUUCGUGGGAGAGAAAAGCUCUAUGUUGUGUCGUCCCCAAAUACGUUAAGAGAGACGAGGUCGCAUUAUAAUUGUAACACUACUAAAGGUAUGUUAUUGGAGGAUCAGACCUUAUCAGUAACUAAGGUGAUUGAUGGUCAACGCGAUGCAUCUCACCCCCGACUACCACCAAAUUCUCUCAUUGCACCUCACUUAGGUGGACCAGGAUCACCGUUACAUGGAUCGUUAAUCUCUUCUUCACCACUACGUGAUUCACUUGAUGAUCCACUUCCUCGGUUAUUGCAACCACACGAAAAACCUCCAACAAUGGAGGGGGGUGAAACUCUACACACAACUCAACUCGGACAAUCCUUAAAUUCUAGAAGAGACACCACCAUACAAGAAAACACAAGAAAUACAGUUGAGCCAAAUGAUGCUGAUAUAAUGAACCAACUCAAAAAAGAAGGAAAAAUUAUCGGUGUGGAAAGGCACCACUAUGUGGAUAAUUUGUUUAAACAUCGAUCUCACUGGAAACGUCACAACGCGAAAGAUGAACUUAUGGCUGGUGUUGUUGGCGCUGGAUAUUACACUGCACUGACAAUGGCUUUCUUUGCGGAUAUGGGCUACUACAAGGUGGAAUGGAGCAAGGCAGAACCGAUGAGUUGGGGCAAUCAAUCCGGUUGUAAAUUACUGGAUGAUAAGUGUGUGAACAACGGCAAGACUGAAUACACCGAAAUGUUCUGUACCACUGAGCACACCGACAAAACAUUAUUACAGUGCACCUCUGACCGUCAUGCAUUGGGUACAUGCUUACUUCAAGAACUAAAACAUACACCUUAUUAUAGGGGUACUACUUCGCCGUAUCUAUAUUUCGAAAAAGGGCAUUGGGGUAGUCCAGAGGGUGAGCUUAUGGAUUACUGUCCCUUCAUCACAGCAAACAAUGACAACUGGUGUACAGAUGGAAUCGCAGAUAAGAUGCCUGGAAGUGUUAUUGCACCAAAUUCACGGUGUGUGAAGGGUGUGGGACUGAAGGUGAAUGAAAAGAACAUUGGCGAUGUGUGUGUGAACGUGUCGUGCAAGUACAAUGUGGUGAGUGUGAAGUACAAGGGGAACGAAAAGUGGCAUCUCUGUGCUGAGGGGACCAAACUGGAGGUGAACACAAAUGAACUGAAGGGCCAAAUUGUGUGUCCCAAAUACGCAGAUGUGUGCAACACCAUCAACGUGACACUCGAUGAGUUGGAGGGCCCACCGCCACCACCAGAACCGGGAAUACAGUCAAAUACACCGGGGGCAAAAUCUCCCACCGGUGCUGAGGGCCAAGGCACUGCAGUGGGUACUGGAACGACCACUACUAACACCGGUACUACGACCCCCACCAAUCAGAACCCUGGUACUCCCAACAGCAACGCUAACAGUGCCACAGCCACAGGCAAUACUGCUGCAAUCGACAACAAUGUUACUAUUCAAAUCUCCCACACAGAUGGUGUCGCUGCCCCCGCUGCUGCUCUCUUUGGCACGUUUGUGUGUCUCCUACUGAUCACCACGAUGGUGGCUGUGUCCUGA